GAGGGUCCCGUGGGGCCGGCUAUGGGGCACAGGGCGGAGUCCCCGGGGCUGGCGGCGGGAGGGUCCCGCGGGGCCAGGGGGUGAAGCUCCAGGUGGACCCCGCCCCGGACGGCGCUGGGGCUGCCCGGGGGUCGCUGAGCCCGGGCCCGCCGCGGAGCCUCCCCUCACCCGGCUGCAGAGCUGUGGCCCGGUUCACUCAUGGCUGCGGCAGAGCCCGCUCGGGGAAGGGACUCUCAGCGAGCUGCAGAAGGAUGCUCUGUCCCCCUGCCGGACCCGGCGUCCUGGGUGGAAGGGGAGAACGUGUGGGUGCUGGAGCUGCAGCCCUACAGCGAUCCCAGUGCAGGUGAUGAAGCGGUAAAGCUGGAGCCGCAGGGGCCCUUCCUGAGAAGCACUGUGAGGGCUGGAAAGCAGGAGAUGCCAAAGCCAGGUGUAGCAGGGAUGCUGGAGCCGGAGGGACCAUUCCUGAGAAGCGCUGUGAGGGCUGGAAAGCAGGAUAUGCCGAAGCCAGGUGUAGCAAGGAUGCUGGAGCCGGAGGGGCCCUUCCUGAGAAGCGCUGUGAGGGCUGGAAAGCAGGAGAUGCUGAAGCCAGGCGUAGCAGGGAUGCUGGAGCCAGAGGGACCAUUCCUGAGAAGCGCUGUGAGGACUGUAAAGCAGGAGGUGCAGGAGCCAGGUGUAGCAGGGAUGCUGGAGCCAGAGGGGCCGUUCUUGAGAAGCACAGUGAGGGCUGUAAAGCAGGAGACAUUGGAGCCAGAGGGGCCAUUCCUGAGAAGCGCUGUGAGGGCAAUAAAGCAGGAGAUGCCGGAGCCAGGCGUAGCAGGGAUGUCGGAGUCGGAGAGGCCCUUCUUGAGAAGUGCUGUGAGGGCUGUAAAGCAGGAGAUGCUGGAGCCAGGCAUAGCAGGGAUGCUGGAGCCAGAGGGGCCGUUCCAGAGAAGUGCUGGAGAGAACAUUCCCUGGAUCCCGGAGCAGGGCAGAGCUGGUGGGAGCCAGCACCGGGCAGUGAGGAAGAACCCUCCACGGAGGAGGCAGGGUAAGAACAGCCACUAUGACCCCCCGCCGGGGAGGCAAGGGGGCAGCCCCCUGCGGGACAUCACUGUGCCCCAGAGCGCAGCUGCAGGGGGGCCGCCCCACACGUGUGCCACUUGCGGAAAGAGUUUCAGCCGCCGCUCCAAGCUGAGCUCCCACCAGAGGAACCACACUGGAGACAAACCCCACAGCUGUGGGGACUGUGGGAAGGGCUUCCUGUGGCGCUCGGACCUGCUCCGGCACCAGCUCAUGCACACGGGGGAGCGUCCCCACCACUGCCCCCAAUGUGGCCGUGGCUUCAGCCGGGCCUCACGGCUCCAGCAGCAUCAGAGAGUCCACACGGAAGCCAACCAUGGAAUGGAGGGAAGCCCGGUGCCAAGUGCGCUGCAGGGAGUCCACGGGGAGCCUGGCCACGGAGUGGGGCAGAGCCCGGGGCUGAGUGAGGGGCUGGGAGUCCACAGGGAGCCUGGCCAUGGAGUGGGGCGGAGCCCAGGGCUGAGUGAGGGGCUGGGAGUCCACGGGGAGCCUGGCCAUGGAGUGGGGCGGAGCCUGGGGCUGAGUGAGGGGCUGGGAGUCCACAUGGAGCCUGGCCACAGAGUGGGGCAGAGCCCAGGGCUGAAUGAGGGGCUGGGAGUCCACGUAGAGCCUGGCCAUGAAGUGGGGCGGAGUCCAGGGCUGAGUGAGAGCCGGGGAGUCCACGGGGAGCCUGGCCACGGAGUGGAGCAGAGCCCGGGGCUGAGUGAGGUGCUGGGAGUCCACACGGAGUCUGACCACGGUGUGGGGCAGAGCGCGGGGCUGAGCGAGGGCCGGGAAGUUCAUGUGGAGCCCAGCCAUGGAGUGGGGCGGAGCCUGGGGCUGAGUGAGGGGCUGGGAGUCCAUGUGGAGCCCUGCAAUGGAGCAGAGAGGACCUGGGCUCUGACUACGCUGCAGAGAAGCCAUGCGGAGCCUGCCCUUGGAGGGGAGGGCAAUGUGGCACAGAGCCCAACCUUGUUUGCACUGCAGGGAGUCCAUGGAGAGCCCUGCCACGGAGCGGCGUGGAGCCCGGUACUCACUACACUGCAGGGCGUCCAUGUGGAGCCUGGCCACAGAGUUGGGCGGAGCCCAGGGCUGGGAGUCCACACAGAGCCUGGCCAUGGAGUGGGGCAGAACCCGGGCCUGAGUGAAGGGCUGGGAGUCCAUGCAGAGCCUGGCCAUGGAUUGGGGCGGAGCCCGGGGCUGAGUGAGGGGCUGGGAGUCCACGUGGAGCCCGGCAAUGGAACAGAGAGGACCUGGGCUUUGACUACGUUGCAGGGAGUCCAUGCAGAGCCCUGCCACGGCGCAGGUUGGAGCCCAAUGAUGACUACGCUGCAGAGAAGCCAUGUGGAGCCUGUCCAUGGAGGGGAGGGCAAUGUGGCACAGAGCCCAACCUUCUUUGCACUGCAGGGAGUCCAUGGAGAGCCCUGCCCCAGAGCGGGGUGGAGCCCAGUGCUCACUACACUGCAGGGCGUCCAUGCAGAGCCAGGCCAUGGAGCGAGGUGGAGCCCAGUGCUAACUACAUUGCAGGGAGUCCACGUGGAACCCUGCCACGGAGCAGGGUGGAGCCCGGUGCUCACUACACUGCAGGGUGUCCACGCAGAGCCAGGCCAUGGACCGGGAUGGAGCCCGAUGCUCACUACACUGCAGGGCGUCCACGCAGAGCCUGGCCACGGAGCAGGGUGGAGCCCGAUGCUUACUACACUGCAGGGCGUCCACGCAGAGUCAGGCCACAGACCAGGCUGGAGCCCAGUGCUCACUACGCUGCAGGGUGUCCACGGAGAGCCCUGCCAUGGACAAGAAUGGAGCCCAGCCCUGAGUGCACUGCAGGGCAUCCACGGGGAGCCCAGCCACAGCCCAGAAGGGAACCCAGCGCUGAUUGCCUUGCAGAGGGUCCACGCGGAGCCCUGGGACAGCGCAGAGGGUAAUGUGGCACAAUGCUCAACCUUGUUUGCACUGCAGAGAAUUCAGGCAGAGCCCUGCUACAGCACUGAGGGACCCGCAGCCCAGAGGCUGGAGCUGAUUGUACUGCAGAGAGUCCAUGGGGAGCCCUGCCAUGGAGCAGAGGGGAGCUCAGGCCUGACUGCUCGGCAGGGAGUCCACGGGGAGCCCUGCCACGGCACCGAGCAGAGCAUGGCACUGAGUGCGGUGCAGACAGUCCACGGGGAGCCCUGCCACAGCACCGAGCAGAGCCCAGCACUGAGUGCGGUGCAGACAGUCCACGGGCAGCCCUGCCACGGCACAGAGCAGAGCCCGGCACUGAGUGCAGUGCAGACAGUCCACGGGCAGCCCUGCCACGGCACCGAGCAGAGCAUGGCACUGAGUGCAGUGCAGACAGUCCACGGGCAGCCCUGCCACGGCACCGAGCAGAACCCGGCACUGAGUGCAGUGCAGACAGUCCACGGGCAGCCCUGCCACGGCACCGAGCAGAACCCGGCACUGAGUGCAGUGCAGACAGUCCACAGGCAGCCCUGCCAUGGAGCAGAGAGUCCCGUGGCCCAGAGCCUGGCACUGGCUGCGCUGCAGUGUCUCCAGGCCGGAGAGGCUCAAUGUGUCAUCGCUGAGCGAGGGGGAGGCCUGGCCGAGACCCCCCCAUCCCCUGCAGCCUUGGUGCAGGAGAAUCUCUUCCAAUGUCCUGAAUGCCGAAAGUGCUUCGGCCGCAGCUCAUACCUGGUGAAGCACCGCCGGAUCCAUGGGGCGGGAAAGCCCCACCAGUGCCCCCAGUGUGGCAAGUGCUUCAGCCAGCGCUCGUACCUCUGCAAGCACCGCCGUAUCCAUGCCGCCGCAGCUGGCAAACCCCACGAGUGUGCGCUGUGCGGCAAGCGCUUCAGCCUUCGGUCCUACCUCUGCAAACACCGCCGCAUCCACACGAGAUAGGCCCGGUCCCAGCAUCUGGGAGCCACAGCAGCCCUGCAUGGGCCGUGCAUGGCCCUGGAGCCAAGGGGACGCCGCCCAGGAGCCACAGAGCCAUGGUACAAGCAGCCCAUGGAGCGUGCCGUCAGAGCCCAUGGCACGGGAGCACUGCCGGCUGAGCUGGCAGGCACGCGGUGCAAGAGGGAGCGCUGGGUGAGGCUGGGUCGUUAUGGGAGUGGCUGGUGGGAAUAGAGGGGAGAACUUUCUGUGCCACGUUCUGUAGUGUUUUUGGUCAAUAAACAGUUUUGAAGAGGGGGAAAUGCUCCCUUGUAAA
Molecule: messenger RNA, 4222 nt
Organism: Dermochelys coriacea (leatherback sea turtle)
Lineage: Eukaryota; Metazoa; Chordata; Testudines; Dermochelyidae
Product: hornerin-like
Exons: 4
Coding region: 199-3912 (1237 amino acids)
Biological process (GO): regulation of transcription by RNA polymerase II
Molecular function (GO): RNA polymerase II cis-regulatory region sequence-specific DNA binding; DNA-binding transcription factor activity, RNA polymerase II-specific
Source: RefSeq, a predicted model, not a curated record